UUCCUUCUUUCUCUCUCUUUUAUUUUUUUUCUUUUUCUUUUACAAUUCAUUUUUACGACUCUACAUUGAUUAAAUCAAUAACGUAAUAUAAGAUACCUAUCGUUUAACGUGGGAACGAAAAUUCUAAAACUAUUGUUGACUGUUCGUAUUCGAAUUCCUCUCUCGCUCUCUCUCUUUGUCUGUCUGUUUGUCUUUUUCUCUUUCUCUCUUUCUAUCCUUCUCUUUACUAUAGGAUUCGCUUUAUUAUGGAUAGCCGGAAAUGACCGUAAUGAGUUACGGAGGGAAAUAAAAGCGACUGGUCUCGAUCGUUAUGAUUCCUAUUUUGAGCGAAUUUACAUUCAAUUACACUUUCUAGGCAAUAAUCUACAGCGAUUUUAUUUCAAUUUCGUUCAACGUUCGGUAUAUGAGAAAAUUCAUUUUCCUCGAUGAGACGAAUCGUCGAGAUAGCAUUUCCGAUUCAUAAAGCAAUUUUAUUGAUAUUGAUUUUCUAUAUUUGUUGAUUACAAUACCAUUGAAUUAUUAAUUCUAUAAUGUUGAUUACGAUACUAUUGAAUUAUUAAUUCGUAAUAAUUAGAAUUGAUUACGAUAACAUUGAUAUAUUAAAAGAUAUAUAUUUAAUGACAUUCAUUGACGUAAUAUUAUUAUUGUAUAAAUCAACAUGACAAAUAUCUAUAGAAAAAGUGGUCUCAAUAUUCUCGACAAUAUUCUAGACGAUUUAAACAAUAAACUACUCUAAAGGCUUGUAAUUUUUUAAUUUAAAACUUAUAAAAAUGUCUCGAAUGUUUUAAAUCAUCUAAGAUCUUUUGAUGUUUAAGAUCGCUUGGAAAUUUUUGGAUCUAUCUUGUAUAUACUGGAAUGAUAACAUAGAAAUAUAAAUAAAUAUAUUUAAUAAUAGUAAUAAAUAUCAAUAUAGGUAUAUAUAAAAAUAUAUGUUAAAUUAAUAAAGAAAUAAUUCAUAUAUCAAUAAGACGAAGUCUUCUCUAUAUAAUGAUCUUCUUAAAAAUUCGAUCGCGUAAGAUAAAGUGGGUCGUAUAAAUGCUGGUUUUAUGCACUUCUAGGAAGUCACCAGGAUGCAUCCAUCCAUCUUCUGAAUGUUCGACGUAAUUACAUGCUUGAAAGAUGAGCGAAGCGAACUCGCCGACGUUUAAAGUGCCUUCCACAUAUACACAUACGUUUGACUUAGUAGAUAUUGCACCACGUGUCCAAGCGAGUCUCUCAUUAACAUGAAACAAGGGACAAGGAAAUAACUUUGCGAGAGUCGCAUGACGAAAUUUCCGGUUGCCGGAAUCUUUGAAAUCAGGAAGUCGAAGGAUCGGCCUUUUCCUUGUUUCGACGGUCAUUCACUCGUAGGAAGAUUAGAACCUUUUUCCUACGAUCGAAGUAAAACAAUGGCCGAUAAGAAUCAAGAUACCAUCAGACUGAAAGCUUCACGUGCGACGAGAUUCUCCUGCGCUCAGAAUCAGCACGGAGAGACUUACCUUCACCUAGACCUUUCUUUCUCUCGUACGAGAGGGGAUCCACAUAUAAAAGGUCUCUACUGGGUUGGCAUGGCAUCAGAAAGCACAUUUCACUUAACCACUCGGUAGUCGGCUGACCACGAGAAUUAGUUACAAGAAUACCAACUUGACUAGUGAUAUGCGUUCGUUCAUACUUAUGGGGCUAUUUGCCCUUGCUUUUGCAAAUGUCUCUUGUAGAGAGACAAGAGGUGAAAAGCCUCAAAGACCACAUCGACCACCGUUAAAGGGUAAACGUGGAGUUAGUGACUAUCCCUUAGGAUAUUCAUCCGGGGGUCAUUCCUAUUCUUCACCCGUAUACUCAGCUGUUGGAUCUGGCUAUAGUCUAGGUGGAUCGUCAGGCUCUAUUUCUCUUGGACAUUCGGGUCUUCAAAGUUUGCAGAGUUUGGGAGUCGGUGGUGGUCAUGGUCUAGGAUAUUCCAACUCUGGAUUAGGAUCUUCAUUGGGAUAUGGAAUGUCUGUUGGUUCUGGUUUGGGUCAUGGUGGAGGUCUUCAAGGUCUCUCGAGUCACAGCUCUUAUUCUUUGCCAAGUCUACCUAGCAUCAACUUAGGAUCAGGCGGUGGAUCAAGCGAAGGACUCUUCACUCCUUCAAAGAACGGUCCGGUUACUUUUGGAAUUCAUGGAGGUAAUUCGAUUGGUGGCACUGCUUCGAGUACUUACUCUACACCAAUUUAUGCGUCAGGAGGUCAAGGACUCUCGGCUUAUGGAAGCGGAUCGAGCGGACUUUCCAGUCUUCCUUUAACGUUAUCAUCUCCUCACGGUUCUUCUUCCUACAAUCUACCAACUGUAACCUUGCAAUCGUCUGGUACUUCUACUGGCUACAGUCUCCCAGCAAAUUCUCAACCUCAUACGGUAUCCGGAGGAUUGGUCUUAUCAUCAGGAUCCCAUGGAGGUUCAUCGGGCUAUACUCUACCCGUAUCAUCGGGAUCCUCCCAUGGAAUUUCUCUAAGCGGUCUAUCUUCUGGCUCGCAUGGUGGAUCGUCCGGAUAUAGUCUCCCUAUAAGUUCAGGAUCUCACGGUAUCUCUAGUUUGUCCAGUAAUUCAGGCAGCAUAUCCGGUUACUCUCUAGCACCUGUAUCCGCGUCAUACAGCGCACCCAACUCUCACGUUAGCCUAUCCAUCGGUUCCUCCGACGGAUCCUCUUACUCUCUCCCAGCAUCCUCCGGAUCUCAUUCAGUUUCGGGAUCCUCCAAUUCCGGGUCAUAUUCAAGCUCUGGAUAUUCUCCAGCUUCUUCGGAUGGUAGCUCUUAUUCUUCCAGCGGAAGUACGAGUUACUCCAGUCCAAGUUCUAGUUAUUCAAGCCCUAGCAGUAGUUAUUCCAGUCCUAGUUCCAGUUAUUCAAGCCAGAGCUCAAGCUAUUCGAGUCCUAGUUCCAGUUACUCGAGUCCUAGUUCCAGUUACUCAAGUCCUAGUUCAAGUUAUUCCGCUAUUUCCAAUGGUUAUUCCUCGAGUUAUUCCAGUCCAUCUAAUUCCUAUGGUUCACCAUCGGAAUCUCAUGGAUCUUAUUCGCAUUUGAGCCCAAGAUAUAUCAGUUAUCCAGUGGGUAAAGCUUACGAAACUUUAACACCUGGCAGCUCGAAAUAUGAUACAAUUUCAUAUUCGAGUCCCAAUGGAAAAUAUUAAUAGAUUGCGAUAUAUAAUAGGUAUAUAUACAUAUAUAAUAGGUAUAUAUACAUCUUAGCAUGAUUAAAUUAGAUCCAACGAGAGAUCUCACUCGACCAUAAUAACUGUUAUAUCUUGCCGCAGUGGUAGUAGAUUGUAAUCGUACAUUGAAAUCACGAAAAGAGAAUCUUGAUGCAGGUCGACUGUUAAUAUAUUACCAAGUACGGAAGACCCAAGAUUGCGAAGAAUUGUAAACGUAUUUAUAAUGAUAUCUAUUAUAAUUAAUAGUUUAUUUAAUGUAUGUUUUUUUAUUUAUAAUAUCGUUGAUAAUUCACAGAACGUUAUUGCAAUUUUACAUAUAUACAAUGUCGACAACGUGAUCCUUGUUGCAUAGUUUUUUUUAUAUUAUAUAUAUAUAUAUAUAUAUAUAUAUAUAGACACACACACAUACACACGUAUAUAUUUUUUUCCUUUUUGUAAUAAAAGCAGUUCCUUUGAAAAUACCGAAAGAGUUGUUUAUCGUUAUUGUGAAAGUUCGAACGACACGUAAUGAUACUGAAAUACGCUCAUGCUCAGAGAGGACGGUAAUAAAAAUAAUAAAAGAGUAACAAACGAAAAGAAAAAAAAAGAAAAGAGAAAAAAAAGGUCGUCCGGUAGUCAUGAAAACGAGAUCGCUUUUACUUCAAGGCCGAGCCAGCCAGUCCUCUACGUUUCGCAGAACGCCUUUCUAAAUCUUUAUUUUAUUUUGGAAAGGCAAUUCUUUAUCGUUAGGCAAAUCUUUAUAUGUACGUGUACAAAGAAGUUCACCUAAUUUAAAGCCAUCAAGAUCCGUGAUAUCAAAAUUGAAAGUUGAUAAUUUACUAUUAUUAUUAAGGUCUUGCAUGAUAUGUCAAACGAAAUGACUAUUCGUAAAAAAUAAUCAACUGUUCACGUAGAAAGUCAUGUAAAUGAAAAAAAAUAUAUAUAUACAUAUAUAUAUAUAUAUGUGCACAUAUAUAUAUUAUAAAAAGACAAAUUUAUAUAAUUUAAUGUCCUUAGAGAUUGGUUUCGUAUUCGCAUUAAGUCGAAUUACUUAUUGAUUUAUGACACGACCAUAAGAGAUUUGACCCUGGAAAAGUAUGAAUGAGGAAAGCCAGGAAAACGAGGGACUUGCAGAUAGAAGGAAAUAACUUCAAUGAUAAGUCAGAUUUAAGAUGUCAGGAAGCGAAGUGAAAAUGAAAAAUUCAUGAUCUCAUCGAGAAAAGGAGAGAGAUCGAACGAGAUAUCGAAGGGGCAACGUUCGUACCGAUACUCGACUAAUGAAUCUAUCAUUUUUCAUAUCGAUUAUUAUUUUUUCACAUCGAUUUCGUUUCUUCGUUACUCUCUAAAGUGAAGUCAGAAAAAAAAAGAAUUAUAUAUUUUUUUUUAAUUGACUUCCUUCCUUCAGACAUCGCUCUAUAUCGUUUACGCUAUUAAACGACCAAUGACCAACUCGUUUUAUUUCUCCAACGCCUUUCGUAUUUUCACUUGGUAAAUUAUUUCUCUUUAAUGGUCUCUCUUAACAGGUAUACUACUACAUAAACUAGCACCUACUCUUACUACCAUCGAGUAAUAACGCAAAAAUAAUAUCACCGUAUCUUAGUUAGUACAUAUAAGAUUCUUUGGUUAAUUAAGAAUAUUUUAUCUAGAUGAGUAGUUGAGAGAAUAAAAAUGUGAAAUAAAGGAAAAUGAAAUAAAAAAGGAACGAAAAAUAGAGUUUUCUCGUUUCUCUUUCAAAAAUAUCGGAGAGAACUUGUUAUAAAAGAAUUAUGUUGACAUUCAUAAAUCAAUAUAUAUAUAUAUAUAUAUAUAUAUAUAUAUACAUAUGUAUAUACAAUAUUUUCUCUUAUCAUUUAUCUCUAUCAUAACAGAAAUUUGUUUCGAAAGCGGCAUCAAGUGAACUUAACACGUGUCACUCGUGUUAUAUUAUACAUG
Molecule: messenger RNA, 5070 nt
Organism: Vespula vulgaris
Lineage: Eukaryota; Metazoa; Arthropoda; Insecta; Hymenoptera; Vespidae
Product: hornerin-like
Exons: 4
Coding region: 1636-3138 (500 amino acids)
Source: RefSeq, a predicted model, not a curated record